AGUGUGUAUCCAACAGUGAAGGUGUGAAGACGUUCGCUCGUCGAGAGACAGAACUGUGCAUAUUUUUAGAGGGGGUUCAUCUCCAUAUAAUAUACUUUCAUAGAUACAUGCGCAUGUUUAUAUAAACAAAAAUCAGUGAGAAAUUAACUGGCCAAUCAGAAAAGAGGAAUUUCCAAUUGGAAAGAAAAAAAACAACCAAUCAGAACAGAGCGAGUGAGUGAUGUCAUAGAAACAGAGAACAUACAUCCAAUCAGGAAAGAGAAAAGUGUGUCGUCAUUGAAAUGCAGAACGAUUAUCCAAUCGGAAAUGAGGAUCGGGUGACGUCAUAGAGAGCCAUUGACCAAUUGGAAAAGUGGAGCUGAAAUGGAAAACUGUGGUUGGCUGUUGACGCUGACAUAUUGCCAUGACAUUUUGCCAUAAAUCCUAUAAGAAUUUUUCAAAGAGAAAUUAAGGAAUAACCGACGAAUAUCAAAUUCGAAUGGCGCCCGUUGGAGACGUGACGUCACCGUCAUCCCCCGUGACAUCACGAGACUCGCCCUUGACGUCACCUCCUUCCCCCGUGACAUCACCAUCUUCCCCCGUGACGUCACCAUCUUCCCCCGUGACGUCACCAUCUUCCCCAAUGACGUCACGCGACUCGCCCGUGACGUCACCCUCCUCGUUCGUUGCCGGGGAUGAUGACGUAAUAAUAGGCAACGCUAGCAAUGGCAAUAAAGACCUUGUCGCGCUUCUAAGGGAAAAGUUGGCUCUUCUGGAGAGGGACAAUGCUUAUCUAAGGCGGAGGCUGCAGAAGGCAGAAUCUCCCUUAAUGGAAGAGAGAGGAAGAGAGAGAGUGGAGGAGAAUAAAGGAGAGAGAGACAAAGAGAAAAAAGGAGAGAUGGGAGAGAGAGACAAAGAGAAGAAAGAAGAGAUGAGAGAAAGAGACAAAGAGAAGAUAGAAGAGAUGGACAGAGAAGACAGAGAAGUGAAGAGAAAGGAGGAGAAAGGAGGGGAGGAAGAGAAGGAGAAGAGAGAAGAAAGAAAGGAGAAACAGAAGGAAAAGAGAGACGAAAGAGGGGAGGAAGAGGAACCGAAAAUGACCCACAGGUCAAGGGAGGCCGACCUGAGUCACCUGCUCGACCUCUGCCAACGGAAACUCGAAGUUUUGGAGAGAGAGAAUGCUGAUCUCAAAGAGCAGUGCCGGGCGUCAGAAAGGGAGAAAGUUCAGUUAAGAUCGAACAUCAGGAAGGUCAGUGCUAACUGGUUCGAGCGGAAAGCCCGAACUGAGAGUGAAGGAGGAGGAGAGAGAGGUGGGAGAGCAGGAGGAGAAGCAAGAGAGAGAGAAGGUGAAAGAGAUGGAGGAGGAGAAGGAGAAGGAAGAGAGAGAGGUGAAGGAGGAGGUGGAGAAGCGAAGGGGGGAGAAGCGGAGAUGAAGCGAAGAGAGGAUGAAGGGAUAAAGGAUAAAGGAAGAGAGAGAGGAGAAGGAGGAGGGAAAGGAGGAGGAGACAAGGAGGUCCCCCUCGCCGCCAGAGAACAGGAGGAGAACGAACACACCCAAAAAGCGAAAGAGGAGGAGGGAGGAGGACGUGGAGGAGAAGGGGAGAGCAGACGAGCCAACGAAGAAACCGAAGGAGGAAGAGCAGAAGAAGAAGGAGACGAAGACGAUGACGAAGACAGACAAGCCAUCAUCCGCAAGCUGCAGGACAUCCCGAGGCUCCUGACGGAGGUGUCCUUCCAGGCCUACAAGCUGGAGAUCACGGAGAGGAUGUGCCGCGAGCUGAGGAAGAGGGUCAGGGACUACGAGACGGUGAUUGACGAGCAGGAGGUGGUCAUCCACGGGCUCAAGGACCAGCUCCAGACCUACUUCUCCGACAACCAGCAGAUGGCGCAGCAACUGACGUCCUUCUCGAGGAUCUUCGAGGACUUGGAGGUCUCGGAGAGGACGACGACGGGGGGCGUGAGUGGCAGCUUGGAGGAGGAGGAGGAGGAGAAGGACAAGGAGGAGGAGGAGAAGGAGGAGGAGGAGAAGGGAGGCGAGGGUCUCUACAGCCUGCCUACCGCGGACGACCUGCGCCAGAUGUCGUCGAGCGUGAGCCGGACGUACAUCAAGCUGCGCGACCUGAUCUACGAGAAGAAGUCCCUCGUCACCGAGAUCGACCGCCUGAAGGUGCUCAACCUCGAGCUCCGGCGGAGGGUCGAGCAGCAGGAGUCCCGCCUCGAGGGGGUCACGGACGCCCUCCACUCGACUUGGCUCCUGGUCUCCAACAUGAAGGAGGAGCACGCCCGGCUCCACACCUCCGAGUCCAUCCUCCGCUACGAGCUCAAGGGCAAGCGCGAGCUCCUGCAGCACCUCAAGGAGGAGCUCGAGUGCUCGCGGGACCAGUGGCACCGCAUCCGCCAGAUGAACUCGGAGAGCGAGGGCGAGUGGGCGAGCAUGAAGGAGGAGCUGAACGCGCGGAGGAGGAGGAGGGGGGAAGCAGAAGGAGAAGGAGAAGGAGGAGAAGGAGGAGCAGAAGGAGGAGGAGGGGGGGGGAUCCCAAGCCCUCCCCUUCCCUUGCCUCCCUCCUCGGCCAAGUUCGAACCGCCGGUCGACCUCCUCCUCGACAUGGCACUCGAGUACGGGGUCGUCGACGCCGAGGACGACUUAGCCACGAGCAUCGUGGCCGCCAUGGAGGGCGAGGACAUGCACGCCUCGAGGCUGAGGGAGCUCGAGGACCAGUGCUCGUACUUGUACCACAAGCUGAUGUCCUCGACGUCCCGCUCCCUCGCCCUCGCGUCGAGGCUGUCCGCGCUCCACCAGCAGUACGGCGACGAGGAGGACGAGGAGGACUAUGACGAGGACGAGGACGAGGAUGAUGGGGAUAUUUAUUACGAAGAGGAGGAGGAGGAGGAGGAGGAGGAGGAAGAGGGAGAAGGUGGUGGAGUAGGAGGAGCAGAAGGAGGAUAUUCUUUCCUCGGGUCUCCUCAUUCGGGCGUCGCGUCUCCAACACAACUCCUCCCCAGUCACACCACCUCCUCUCCUUCCCCCUCCUCCUCCAACGCCCCUGCCACCUCCUCUCCCACCUCCAACCCUCUCCCCAACACCCCCCCUCCCUCCCUCCCCAACACCUCUCCUUCCCUCCCCCUCCCCAACGCCACCCUCCCCAACACCCCCCCCUCCCUCUCCCUCCCUCUCUCCCUCACCCCCCCGCAGGAGGACGACCUGAGCAAGCGCCUGAUCAACUUCCUGCCACGGAAGAUCGAGAUCCUGCGCCGCGAAAACGAGAAACUUGAGGAAAAAGUCAAGUCUCUGCUCGACGAAAGGGAGAGGAGGGAAGGCGAGAAGGAAGAGGAGGAAGAGGAGAGGAGGAGGGAGGAGGAGGAGCGGGAGAGGAGGCGAGGGGAAGAGAGGGAGACGAGGAGGAAGGAGGUGGAGCAGCUGAGGAUGGAACUGGAGACGGAGAGGAGAAUAAGGAAGCAGCAGGAGGAAAAACUGGAACAUUUGGGGAAAUGCGUCGACGAACUCAAGCUGGAGAGGAACGGACAGAUCAUCGAGGCGGAGGAGAAACUCAAGCAAAAGGUGGAAUCGCUGAGUCAAAGAGAAAAGGAAUAUUCAAACCUGAAAGAAGAUCUGGAAUCACUUCGAGAGAAAUACGAGGAGAGAGGAAACAUUCUCAGGAUUGCGAAUGAGAGGGUGGGACAGCUGGAAAAUUGUGAGAAAGUGUCACAAAAUAAAUUGCAUUUGGCAACUGUACAGGCAGCCGAAUUGAAGAAAGCUCACGAUGAACUGAACAGGGAAUAUGACCAACUGAAGAAAGAAGUAAUUAGGAUUAAAGAAGAAAUGAGGAAAAUGAGAGAAGAGAUGGAGCGGAAUAAGGCAGAGAGGGAAGAAGAACAGGAGGGCUGGCGACAGCAGAGCGAGGCUCUUGCGGAAGCUACAUCUCACAUCUCGAGCCUCGAGGGCGACCGAAGGAGGCUGGAGGUGGCACUCGAGGAGAGAGAGGAAGAGGAGGAGGAGAGGCAACGGAAGGAACAAACAGGAGAUGAGAAAAAAAAUGAAGAAGAAGAUGAAGAUUUGAGGGAAAAAGUUAUUCAGUUAUUAAGCCGGCGCGAGCGUGCGUGUGACGAAUGCUUAUCCAUUCGUGAGGAAUUGGCUUCGUUCGUGACCUCGUCUUCUCUGCUGUCGACGAGGAGGACGGAGGGAGAGGCAGAUACAAAAAUCCGCCCAAAAGAACAUGGGAAGAAGAGCAAAACAAAGAAUCAAGACAAAGGAGAAGAAAAAGAAGAUGAAGAUGAAGAAGAAAGAGAGGAAGAAGAAGAAGAGCAAAUCGACGAGGAUGAGGGAAAAAUACGAAAUUCCUGUUCGAUUCCAGGUAGUAGCGGCGGCGGGAGUGAGGCUUCUCCCGAGUACAGAUCCUCAAGCGCCGUACUCUCCAUGGAAAGUCUUCGGGAAAAGCCUCUGGUUGACUCUCAGAUUUGGGUGAAUGCUGGCUAUAAACAUUUCAUUCCUCUCAGCCUUCCUUCUGGGGUUACCCUUCGCUGGUGCUUCACGGCCGAGCCUAAGAGCGUGUUCUUUGCCGUCCUUCACCAACGCGACGUCGAGAAGCAACUUCUUGGAGAGAAUAAAGCGAAGGAAGAAGUGGAGAGAGACCAACAACCUCCCUCGUCCUCCAUCCUUCCCUCACUCGGCCUUGUGGCUCCAUCCACCCACACCUCCUCCUCCUCCUCCUCUUUUUCUUCUUCCUCCUCCUCUUCUUCUUCCUCUUCCUCCUCCUCCACCUCCUCCACCUCCUCCUCCACUUUCCACCCCAUCACUUCCAAUGUGAAUCCCACCUCCACCCAAACAUCCUCCCUCUCCUCUUCUUCUUCCUCCCCCUCCUCCUCCUCCUCUCCUUCUUCCUUCUCCCCCUCCUCCUCAUCUCCUUCUUCUUUCUCCCCCUCCACGCCUUUUUCUUCUUCCUCCUCCUCCUCCUCCACCACCACCAUCACCACCACCGCCACCACCCGCGUGGCCUCGGCGCAGGGAGCAGCCAUAAAGGGGAGACUCACCACCAAGCAACCCGGAAUAUACACUUUUCUCUUCGAUAACUCUUCUGCCAGGUACACAGCAAAGAAAAUAACGUUUUCACUCGAAAUUGAAGCGAAGAUGGAAACAGUAGACGAGGAGGAAAUUCCGGACGAAUGAAGAGGAAGAAGAAGGAGAAAGAGAGAAAGAGAGAGACGGACAGAGAGAGAGAGAGUGUUAAAGAGAAGAGUGAAACUGGAAAUAUACAGAAGACUGAAUAAAGUUAAUUAUAAAGACAGAUUAUAUUUUGAAAGCGAAAUGAUAUUUUAAAUAUAUUAUUGUUUUGCAUUAUAAUAUUAGUUGUACAU
Messenger RNA from Penaeus monodon (black tiger shrimp), 5331 nucleotides. Its product is annotated as E3 ubiquitin-protein ligase BRE1A-like. The record is from RefSeq and is a predicted model, not a curated record. NCBI's taxonomy places the organism in Eukaryota, Metazoa, Arthropoda, Malacostraca, Decapoda, Penaeidae.